AUGGCUGAUCGUUUACAUACAGCUCGGUCAGAAGCGAUUGAGAGUCUCGCUCUGAUAUACGAGCGUGCAUUACUCUACGAAGAUGCGCUACUACAAUACAUAGAACUAGAGGUACUCUUCCAGGAGAAUAAAUCACAAUUUGAAAAGGUUUCAGCUGCUAAUGCUGCAUCGGCGACGACGACGACGACGGCGACUUCGCCAACUUUGCCAGCUGGCGGAACUGCCACUACCACCGCCGCGGCAACGACAACAACUCCACACAAUAUGAUUAAUAAUGAUGGUGUCAAUUUGUUUGAUUCAACUACGAGAAGACACUAUCGUGAGUUAAUCUAUCAGAAAAAGAUAAGUCUAUUUGAUUUCAAACAUUAUCUCUUUGUUUGUCAGUCAAAGCUACUCUUUCUUUUGAACAGACCAAUUGAAGUAGCCAACAAAGCGACAUCAUUCAUUACCUCUGUCGGACACAUCAUUGCCAAGAAUGAAAAGUCAUUCUCUGUCUAUUUCCGUGAAGCAUGGACCAUUGCUGUCUCCCUUGAAAUUGUAAAAGCAUGUCAAAAUGCAUUUGAAAAACUUACUGCCAAUCCACAGCAACAAGCAGCAUCAUCAUCGCUAACAUCAUCACAACAACAACAACAACAACAACCAAAUAAUAAUAAUAAUAGCAAUAGUAAUAAUAAUAAGAUUACUAAACAAAUUACACCACCACUUGCAAGAUUCUUAAAUGCUUGGAAUGGUGUUGGAAGUUUGGUUACCGGUGGAAGUCUUGGUAAUACUCCGGUGACUGGAAACUCUCCGGUUUCGGGCAAUGUCACUUCUACUCUGACAGGAUCGGCUAGUUCAAAUUCGCUGGCAGUUGGUUCAUCAACACCACAGACACCAAGUGGAACGGGUGGUGGUCGUCUCACCUCCUCACAAUCUCUAACCAGUGUACAGUCAAUGCAGCUACAAUCAACCAAUUGGAUGAGAACCAAUAGUCUAUCAUUGGCAAGUGGUGAUCUAGAUGGUAAAUUCGAUCGUCAAGAUCGUGAAUCUCUCGACUUCCUACUUGCAGACCUAUUGUUUGGUGCUGGUCAAAUGUUAGAAACAUUAGCAAUUAAAUUAGAUCUAAUUGCAAAAGAUGAUUUAGAUUAUACUAUUAAUAAUAAUAAUAAUAACAAUAAUAAUAUAAAUAAUAAUAAUAAUAAUGACAAUAAUAAUAGUAAUAAUUUAACAUCACCAACAAUUACAAUAACAACUACAACAGAAACAACAACAACAACAACACCACAGAUUAUUAUACCAUUCUAUAAAUAUGCAGAAUUAAUAUUUUCAAAUGAAUAUAAACAACAAGAACAACAAUUACAAUCACCAAUAAUAGCAGUAUCACCAACAACAACAACAACCAUAGCAACAGUAUCACCUGGUACUUCACCAACUAAAUCAUCUGUACUUAGUAAUAGCAAUGAGAAGAAGAAUAAUAGCAUUCCAACAACAACACUAUUUACAUAUCCACCAUUACAAGUUGCAUUUCAAUCAACUAAACAAUUUAAACAACUUUAUAUUAAUGUAAUGUCACAAGCAGAUUCACUUUAUAUACAAACAAACAGAACAAGAUCACAUCAUAGAGUGACCUAUGCUGUUGGUAAGAUGUAUUUUAAACUUGGAGAUUUCUCAGAUGCAGCUGGAUUCUUUAAGAGUAUAGUUAAUCUUUAUUCAAGAGAGUCAUGGAAUUUGAUAGAAUAUUCAAUUAAAACAAAACUUUCAUUCUGUCAAAAGAGAUUGAACGAUCUAACAGAGUAUAUUACAACAUGCAUUAGUCUACUAUCACCUGGUAUCUUAAAGACAGAAGAAGAGAAAUCUUAUUACCUCAAUGAGAUAUUAAAUAUAUCAAAGAACAAUCAAUUAAAUAUUGCUGUACCAAUGCAUCCUUUGUUUAAAGUGAAAAUAAUGACUGGUGCAUUGGAAUGUAGAUUCUUGGAUACUAUUACUAUAGAUGUAAAGGCUGAAUUCAACCAGUGA
Heterostelium album PN500 is the source of this 1995-nucleotide messenger RNA. RefSeq names its product trafficking protein particle complex subunit 10 (gene trappc10-2). Gene Ontology annotation, biological process: early endosome to Golgi transport; intra-Golgi vesicle-mediated transport. The record is from RefSeq and is a predicted model, not a curated record. The coding region runs from base 1 to 1995 and encodes 664 amino acids. Gene Ontology annotation, molecular function: protein binding. Lineage: Eukaryota; Evosea; Eumycetozoa; Acytosteliales; Acytosteliaceae. The transcript is spliced from 6 exons. Gene Ontology annotation, cellular component: TRAPPII protein complex.